AAUUAAUUAAAAGUGGUAAUCCCAUUUUUCUAUUACUAGCUCAGCUUUCAUAUUAGUCAAGUCAAACCCUUCUCUCUCUAACUUCUCUCCAUCUCCACGGCAAAAGCAGCUCCCGUUGGAUUUGUUCUCUCUGUUCUUGCCGAGAAUUUGGAGAAAAAAAAAUGCACGAUUUCUGCUUCACCAUCCCUUAUGGAUUGAUCGUUAUGAUUGGAGGAGUUGUUGGGUAUCUCAAGAAGGGGAGCGUAGCUUCUUUGGGUGGAGGUGUGGGCAGUGGAUUUCUGCUCAUUCUCGCUGGCUAUCUUAGUCUCAAAGCCUUCGAGAAGAGGAAGAACUCGUAUUUUGCUUUGAUUCUUGAGACGGUUUCUUCAGCUGCACUAACAUGGGUGAUGGGACAGCGCUACUUGCAGACUUCUAAGAUUAUGCCGGCUGGUGUUGUUGCCGGUAUUAGUGCUCUCAUGACUGCAUUUUAUUUGUUCAAAAUUGCAACUGGUGGCAACCAUAUUCCUGCCAAGGCCGAAUGAUAGAUUCUGUCAAAGACUUCAAUUCACUACCCAUAACUGGAUAUAUUUGAUUUGCACUUACCCGGGUAUAUACUGUCAAACAAGUUGUGAGUUACAACAAACAAUAUCUUUUGUAUAUGGAUUUGAAGGACCCUAAUUUCAAAUUACAUUUUCGGACACUUACUGUACUCUUCAUUUGAAUCUAUUAGAAGUUUGUGCUUUUCGUGGAUGAAAAUAAUUGUAUGAUCUUCAAGGAACCAAAGUUUGAUUAUGUGAACAUGAAUUUUUACCUACUUUCAGAUGACAUGAGUUGAAGUCUACCUUUAGUCAUA
Humulus lupulus (European hop) is the source of this 832-nucleotide messenger RNA. RefSeq names its product protein FATTY ACID EXPORT 5-like. Bases 162 to 521 code for a protein of 119 amino acids. The record is from RefSeq and is a predicted model, not a curated record. The transcript has 4 exons. Gene Ontology annotation, cellular component: membrane. Lineage: Eukaryota; Viridiplantae; Streptophyta; Magnoliopsida; Rosales; Cannabaceae.